Molecule: messenger RNA, 279 nt
Organism: Penicillium canariense
Lineage: Eukaryota; Fungi; Ascomycota; Eurotiomycetes; Eurotiales; Aspergillaceae
Product: dolichol-phosphate mannosyltransferase subunit 3
Exons: 3
Coding region: 1-279 (92 amino acids)
Biological process (GO): GPI anchor biosynthetic process
Cellular component (GO): endoplasmic reticulum membrane; dolichol-phosphate-mannose synthase complex
Source: RefSeq, a predicted model, not a curated record
AUGACGCGCGCUCAGCAAACCCUCUCCGUCCUCCUCCUCGUGUCCUCCCUUUAUCUUUCCCUCUACCUUGGCCUCGUCCCCCUGAACGAGACUGUCCAGACCGAAGUCAUACCCGUGCUCCCCUUCUACGCACUUAUCGUUUUCGGCUGCUACCUCCUCGGCCGGCUCGGCGUCGCAAUCUUCACCUUCAACGACGUCCCGGAGGCUCACGCGGAGCUGCAGAAGGAGAUCGAGCUGGCCAAGGUCGAACUGCGCCAGGGCAAGGUCGAGGUGGACUAA